AUGGAAGACUGGAGAAGAAUUGACAUUGACGCCUUGAACACCGACUCAAAGUUGACGGCUGAAGACUUAAAGCCGAAUAUUGCGGCUAUUCCCGCCAACCAGCUUCAGACCAUCCAGCAGAAAAUCCUCCUGUUACAGUCCACGGGACAGCCGGUUGAGGCGUUGAGAUUGGCCUUGACCCAACCGCCGUAUGGUAACAGCGAUUCCGAGAAGGAUGCCUACGCUAAGGCGCUUUCGGAUGUGUUGGUCUACAACAAGAAUGUGAAUGACAUCAAGGACAUUGUUCUGCAGUUGGACAAGGCCCAGCAGGACAAUUUGGUGAAGUAUUUGUACAAGAUUAUGAACCAGGGCUUGGCGGGCAGCGUCAACAGUGGUGUUAUUUUGAACUGGUAUGACCAGUUGACCGAAAUCACCGGCUUGGGUCCGGUCGUGAGGUAUUUGAGUGACAGAAGAACCGUUUGA
Messenger RNA from Babjeviella inositovora NRRL Y-12698, 462 nucleotides. RefSeq names its product Arc15p (gene ARC15). Gene Ontology annotation, biological process: regulation of actin filament polymerization; Arp2/3 complex-mediated actin nucleation. The transcript has a single exon. The record is from RefSeq and is a predicted model, not a curated record. The coding region runs from base 1 to 462 and encodes 153 amino acids. Lineage: Eukaryota; Fungi; Ascomycota; Pichiomycetes; Serinales. Gene Ontology annotation, molecular function: actin filament binding. Gene Ontology annotation, cellular component: Arp2/3 protein complex; actin cytoskeleton; cytoplasm.